This is a messenger RNA of Suillus bovinus, 3075 nucleotides long. Its product is annotated as ATP dependent DNA ligase domain-containing protein. NCBI's taxonomy places the organism in Eukaryota, Fungi, Basidiomycota, Agaricomycetes, Boletales, Suillaceae. The transcript is spliced from 28 exons. Gene Ontology annotation, biological process: nucleotide-excision repair, DNA gap filling; double-strand break repair via nonhomologous end joining; DNA recombination. Gene Ontology annotation, cellular component: DNA ligase IV complex. The coding region runs from base 1 to 3075 and encodes 1024 amino acids. The record is from RefSeq and is a predicted model, not a curated record. Gene Ontology annotation, molecular function: ATP binding; DNA binding; DNA ligase (ATP) activity.
AUGAUGCAGCCCACGCCUGCACCAACAUCGCCUCCAGGUUCACCAGGACCGAUUCACGAUGAAGAAAUUACAGUUUACCCACCUCCCCCGCAAAACAAUGGCAGUGCUCCCUUUUCAGUGCUAGCUGGGCUAUUUGAGAAAUUAUCGACAGAAAGAAAGCCUGAACGAAGACGACGACUUUUGGAUGUCUGGUUCAACCAUUGGAGAGAAGAAAUUGGGCAUGAUCUUUAUCCCGUUCUCCGCCUGGUGCUUCCACAGGCAUACCGUGAGCGCGCUGUGUAUGGCCUGAAGGAGAAGAACCUCGCGAAGACCUACAUCAAGCUGAUCCCACUCGGCAUAAGAGAUCCAGAUGCGAUCCGCUUGCUCAACUGGAAGAAGCCCACCGAAAAAAAUAAAAGCUCUGGCGACUUUCCCACAGUUUUGUACGAGGUUGUGAGUAAGAGAUCUUCGGUCGUCGAGGGAAGCCUAUCAGUCCAUGAUUUGAACGAAAUUCUGGAUGAUUUGUCCAAGAACAUUGGCAAGCAGGACGUUCAGUCCAGAAUUCUGCAGCGUAUUUACAAUCGUGCUACUGCUGAGGAACAGCGGUGGAUUGUACGUAUAAUUUUGAAAGGCAUGUUCUCUUGUAUCCAUGGCUCCAAUCAUCUAUUAACUUUCCAAGACAUGGUUAUUUCUGUGAAAGAAACAACCGUUUUUGGUGUGUUCCAUCCAGAUGCACAAGAUCUAUUCAACAUAUGUUCGGACCUCAAGAAGGUUGCUUGGGAGCUAUGGGAUCUUUCGAGGAGGUUAAAUGCUGAGGAUAAAUCCAUUCAAUUGUUCCGUGCAUUUGCGCCGAUGCUGUGCAAAAGAUCGAUCCAUAAGAUCGAGGAUUCGGUGAAAGAAAUGCAAGGUCAUAAAUUCAUCAUCGAAGAGAAACUUGAUGGCGAGCGCAUGCAGCUGCACAAGCGCGGAAAUGAAUACUUUUACUGUUCGAGGAAAGGAAAAAAUUACACUUACUUGUACGGACAGCAUGUUGGGCAGGGCAGUUUGACUCCUUUUAUCGACUCUGCGUUUGAUGAGCGGAUAGAUGACAUCAUUCUCGAUGGAGAAAUGUUAGUCUGGGACCCCGUUUCUGAACGUAACUUGCCAUUUGGUACCUUGAAGACGGCUGCACUUGACAAAUCAAAGAAGGAGCACAAUCCCAGGCCAUGCUUCAAGGUUUUUGACCUCCUCUACCUCAAUGGCAUGUCCCUCCACCAGAAGUCACUCAAGUUCCGCAAACGUAACUUGCGCGCAUGCAUCAGAGAGAUACCGGGCCGCAUUGAAUUUACAGCAGAGUUCGAAGGCAAGACCGCCAAAGAUGUUCGGCAGAAGAUGGAUGAAGUCAUGGCGUCAAGAGGGGAAGGCCUCGUGAUCAAACAUCCCGACUCCGAGUACAUUUUAAAUGGAAGAAACAAGGAUUGGAUCAAGGUCAAGCCUGAAUAUAUGGACAAUAUGGGCGAGACCGUGGACGUGUUAGUAGUCGCUGGCAAUUACGGCACUGGGAAACGUUCAGGAGGUGUCUCGACACUCAUCUGCGCAGUCCUCGACGAUCGGCGCCCAGAAGAUGAUGAAGAACAGAAGUACAGUACCUUUGUCAGAGUGGGCACAGGCUUGUCAUUUGCAGACUAUGUCUGGCUCAGACAAAAACCUUGGAAAGUAUGGGAUCCAAAACAUCCCCCAGAAUUUCUACAAACUGCAAAAAAGACGUACGAAGAUAAAGGUGAUUUGUAUCUGGAACCAGAGGAUUCGUUCAUACUGAAGGUCAAGGCAGCUGAGAUCACGACUUCAGAUCAAUAUCAUUUGGGCGUUACAAUGAGGUUUCCUCGAGCUUUGUCAAUUCGCGAUGACCUGUGCAUUGCAGAUUGCAUGACUGCAUCAGCUGUUCUGGAGAGCAUGCGUUCCGAACGUAAAAGAAAGAUGGAAAGUGAUGCUGGCAUGUCCAAGAAGAAGCGAAAGACAAUGACAAAGAAGGCAAGCGCAACUGUCCUACCACAAUAUCAAGGACCUAAUCUACGUACAGUCGAGAUUGAGUCAGACCUCUUUGAGGAUAUGAGAUUCAUGGUAUCUUCAGACCCAAAGUCGCGAACAGGCAAUCAAGACCGUCAAGAACUGAUGAAAUUGAUCCAUACAUAUGGGGGUAGCUGCGUGCAGGUCGUUACAUCCAAACAGCCUAUUACAGUCAUUUAUGGAGGGACGACUACGCCUUACGACAUCAAGCUGUUAAUUGAUAAGGACAAUGUUGACAUCAUCAAGCCUCAGUGGAUCGCGGAUUGUAUACGUCGGGGAGAGCUCGUUCCUCUCAAAAAGAAGUACUUCUUUCACGCCACCCUAGCACGUCAAGAAUCCGACGAUUAUCGUCAGCUGGACACUGACGAGGAGCAAGAAAUGUCUGACGGAGUUGUACAGGAAGACGCGAGUUUGAAAAUGCCAAUCACCCCGGAAGGCUUCGAGCCGAAACUCGAAGAAACUGAGGAAGUUGAUUCUGAACUCGCGGACUGGUUUCAAGUCGACGCCAAGCUUGCCGUUCCAGAAGACAGUGAAACGGAGGAUGAGUCUGAUGCGGAUUCGAACAACGAUGAUGUCAAAGAGGAAGAUGAUAAUGAGUGGCUCCAAGCGUCCUAUAGUCCCGUGGUCAAGCCUCUCGACGAGAACUCAAACACCACGCUUCAUUCACAGUCACAGGGCGUGGUAAUGGGGGAAGACGACCAAGCGAGGGAAUACGACGCAACAGAAAUAUUCAGACAUCUUUGCUUUUACCUUGACACGCCAGGCAAUGCACGGUCAAACGGCAUGUCGGUAAAAACGAAGUAUGAACAGGAGAUCUCCACCACCUUCGACCAUGUUUCAAGAAGCAUUCAGGAGAAUGGUGGAAAGGUAGUUGCACUCGACGACCCAAAGCUCACGCAUGUUGUCUUGGACAAGCGAGACGACUCGCGUCGACUGACGCUCAUACAGCGUACCUCGAGACCUAAACGACGCCGAUUGGUGAUAUCGGAUUAUGUGACAGCUUGUUUAGAAGAAGAAUCGUUACUCAACGAGGAAGAUUUUGCUCCGUAA